GCAGAUGACACAAUGUUAUGUAAAGAUAUAUACUCAUACGAUACUGAUAUCCAGGAAUUUUACAAUAGGUUUUGGUUUCGUUUUCGAUUAAAGACAACGCGGAAGAUCGGCAGCAGUCACUCCGUAGGUUUCACUCUGUACUUCCGUUUUGUGAGAAACUGCGUAAUAAUAAACAACACCUUUACUCCGAUGCAGUAGGUACAUAUGUUCAGUAUGUAGUGAUCAGUUGCUGUGAGACACCGAAGGUUUCGUUCAUCAGACUUUGAGAUGUUGUGUUAUUGGGGAGCGCAGAUCCGAGAGGGCUUCGGUCUGACACAACCUGACAAAGUUAAACAUGUGAAUGACGGAAUACGCUGCGUGUGUCCAACAUCAGAGAUUCAGGACAUGUCAGCAGGAAAAUAUUCAUUUGGAUUCAUCCAGAAUGAGAAAGUUUCGGUGCUGAGACUGAGCGGUGACAACAAUGGCCUUGAUGGCAAAUUAAAACUACUAAACCUGAAGAAAGACCGAAUCAAGUCAAUAGCGUGUGGAGAAUCUGGUGCUGUUCUUCUUGCUCAUGGAGGAAAAGUUUUCAUUAUUAACAAAUCUACUCUGUGCACUCCUCUCAAAGACCUGUCCAACAGACAUGUGAUUCAGAUCUCAUGUGGAGACCAGCAUUCAAUGGCAUUAACCCAGGAGGGUCAGGUGUUUGUCUGGGGUGAGAACUCUCAUGGUCAGCUGGGUCUGGGUGAAGGUCGAUCUGGAUCUCAGACUCCUCAACACGUUCAGUGUCUGGAUGGGGUUCCACUGGCUCAGAUCAGCGCUGGAGGAGAUCACAGCUUUGUGUUGUCUCUCUCUGGUGUUGUGUUUGGUUGGGGGAAGAACUCUUCUGGACAGUUGGGUCUGGGAAACACUACAGACAGGCCUGUGCCAACAGUCGUAAGAAGCCUUAAUGGAAAGAAAACUCAGUUCAUCUCAUGUGGAGGAGAACACACUGCAACUUUAUCAAAGGGAGGCACUGUGUUCACAUUUGGAUCAGGUGUCUAUGGUCAACUUGGGCACAACACACUUAAAGAUGAACCUCGUCCACAAGUGGUUUCUGAACUGUGGGGCUCUAAAGUGUCACAGGUCACAUGUGGGAGACAUCACACACUUGUGUUAGUGGCGUCAUCAAAGCGGAUCUACUCAUUUGGAUGUGGGAUGCAAGGGCAGCUGGGAAAUGGACAAAUGACCAACCAGUCUGUGCCUUCACCUGUACUCCUGCCGGCUGAAUUUAAUGAUAAAUAUACAAUUGGAAAACUCUUUGCUGGGGAAAACCAUUCCUUUGCCCUAUUUUAUAAUGUACCUGGAAAUAAGUCAACCAAACCGAAGUCUAACCAAAGCGGAAAGAUUGUGACAUUAGAUGACAAAUUGAUCGAUCACUGGGCGUCUGAAUGUAAUUCAAAAUCAUGGAAAGCAGUAAAGAACAAAAUUUACAAAGUGUUUUCAUCUGCUGCCUCUCUGAAUGGAAGUUUUCUGAAAACAAGUUGUGAUGAACAUUAUGAGACUUCUGCAGAGGUCUCGGGUUUGGACUUUGAGCUAGUCAAGAAAACAUUUGCCAAAUUAUCAGUGGAUGAAAGGGUGAUGUCAAAGGUUGUGAAGACUGUUCAUGUAACACUGUUGCCCUCUCUGAAAACCUUCAGUGUUGACCCAAGUCUAGUUAGUGUGGAAGUCCUGAGAGUUUAUCUUCUCCUCCCAGAGCUCAUCAGAGUUUGCCAGGAACAACACGGAGCUGAACUUCUUGAAGCAUUCGCUUCCAAAACUCUUCAGCUGAAAUUCGAUGCUCUUAAAGUGUUAGAAACAUACUGGUCCAAACUCCCUGAUGAUUGUUUCAAAGACCUAGUGAAGUUAUUUUGCACAGAAUCUGCUAAGUUGACUGGCAGCAUUGCUUGUGACAAAAUAGACAGGGAUUCACCGAGACGCCUGCAGAUUUUUUUGCAGGUCCUGCAAAUGAUCUAUAAGGUCUGCAGUAGCCACAAUGACAUCACAAGUAGAGAUUUCAUUAUUCACAACAUCAAUGAUCUUCUAGAUAUGCUGCAAACAACUCUGGAAGACAUUGCGUCACGUUUCAUUUUCGAUAAUAUCAGUGAAAUGCUGGUGCUGAGGGAUCACUUUGCUAAAACGAUUGAAAUCUUGGUCAAUUUCCCUUUUGUGGCUGAGACAGCAUCUAAAUGGAGAAUUUUUAAAUACUUACAGGAUAAACUCAUCGGAGAAGACUUUCAAGACCCACAGCUUGCAUUAUUUUUAACUGGCAGCACUUUGAACCUAAACAGGAAUUCAAUAAUGAAGGACACGCUACAGUAUCUCAGACAAGACAACCACUCAUUUCACCAACGAUUGAUGGUGAAGUUUGUUGGUGAGGAUGGAAUAGAUGAAGGGGCUCUUUCUGCAGAAUUCUUCACCUUGCUUUCACAAUCCUUCCUUACAUGGGAGAAGAAGCUUUUGAAAGUGGAAAAUUCACUGGUGUGGUUCAAUUCUGAGAACACAUGCAAAGAAGAUUUUUACUCUCUUGGCGUCGUUUGUGGAAUGGCGCUGUUCAAUCAUCGUUACAUGAACCUGGAAUUCCCACUGGCAUUGUUUAAGAAACUACUGGACCUGAGCAUCACUUUGAGUGAUCUUGAGGAAAUAUCCCCUGUGGAAGCCAGAAGUUUGAGAAAUCUUCUGGAGGAAGAAGAGGAAGUGGUGGAGAUGCUUUUCUUAGAUUUCACGAUCAAAGGACAAGAGCUCAUUCCAAAUGGUGCUCAGAUUCCAAUAACCCCAGUUAAUCGACAGAAUUAUGUUGAUUUGUAUGUGGACUUCAUUUUCAAUAAGUCAGUGAAGAACCAGUUCGAGCAGUUCUCUGCAGGUUUUUCUGAAGGCUGUCCGGUCAAAGCCUGGAAAAUGUUUCACCCUGAAGAACUCAGAGAAGUUUUCAAUGGUUCUCCCGAGUAUGAGUGGGAAGAUCUUCAGAAGUGUUCUACCUACCAAGACUAUUCUCCCUCUGAUGAGUCGAUAAAGAAUUUUUGGACCGUCUUCUUUGAGCUGUCUGAAGAAAACAAGAAGAAAUUUUUGAUUUUCAUGUAUGGAACGAGCCGUGUUCCUGCUGGAGGUCUCUCAAAGCUGACUCUGGAGAUUGUGCUGUUGAACACUCCUGAUUCAGAUGAUCAUCUCCCAGAAGCACAAACCUGUUUUGGCACAUUACGUCUUCCCAAAUACAGUGACAUAAACACACUUCGUAACAAGCUAAUACAUGCUAUCAGUUUUUGUGAGGUUUUUGGAAAGGUGUUGUUUAAUGUGCCACUGACGUUUUCAUCAGCUGUGGAGAUGUUGUGUUAUUGGGGAGCGCAGGUUCGAGAGGGCUUCGGUUUACCUGACAAAGUUAAACACGUGAAUGACGGAAUAAUCUGCGUGUGUCCAAAAUCAGAAAUUCAGGAAAUGUCAGCAGGAAAAUGUUUUGUUGGAUUCAUUCGGAAUGGAAAAGUUUCGGUCCUCAAACUGCGCGGUGAACCCAAUGGUCAUGAUGGAAAACUAAAAAGUCCAUCCUUAAAAGACAGUUUCAGAUUAAUAGACUGUGGAGAAUCUGCUGCUGUUCUUCUUACUCAUGGAGGAAAUGUUUUCACUAAUAUGGAAUCUCCUCUUGAGUACAAACCUCUCAAAGACCUGUCCAACAGACAUGUGAUUCAGAUCUCAUGUGGAGACCAGCAUUCAAUGGCAUUAACCCAGGAGGGUCAGAUGUUUGUCUGGGGUGAGAACUCUCAUGGUCAGAUGGGUCUGGGUGAAGGUCGAUCUGGAUCUCAGACUCCUCAACAUGUUCAGUGUCUGGAUGGGGUUCCACUGGCUCAGAUCAGCGCUGGAGGAGAUCACAGCUUUGUGUUGUCUCUCUCUGGUGUUGUGUUGGGCUGGGGGAAGAACUCUUCUGGACAGUUGGGCCUGGGAGACACUAUAGACCGGCAUGUGCCCACGAUUGUAAAAAGCCUGAAUGGAAAGAAAACUCAGUUCAUCUCAUGUGGAGGAGAACACACUGCAACUUUAUCAAAGGGAGGCACUGUGUUCACAUUUGGGUCGGGAGUUUUGGGUCAACUUGGACACAACUCAUUUAAAGAUGAACAUCUUCCACGAGUGGUUGAAGUGUGGAGUUCUAAAGUAUCACAGGUCACAUGUGGGAGACAUCACACACUUGUGUUAGUGGCGUCAUCAAAGCAGAUCUAUUCAUUUGGAUGUGGGACGCAAGGGCAGCUGGGAAAUGGACAAAUGACCAACCAGUCUGUGCCAUCACCAGUACACCUCCCAGCUGAAUUUUAUGAUGAAUAUGCAAUUGGAAAAGUCAUUGCUGGGGAGAACCAUUCCUUUGCCUUGUUCCAUAAGGUACAUGAAAAUGAGUCAACAAAUCUUGAGCCCGAUCAAAGCAGAAGGAUUGUGACAUUAGAUGACAAAAUGAUCGACCAAUGGGUGUCUGAAUGUGAUUCAAAUGCAUGGAAAACAACACAAAAGAAAAUAAGCAAAGUCUUCUCAUCUGCUGCCUGUUUGAAUGGAAGUUUUCUGAAAACAAGUUGUGAUAAGCAUUACCAGACUUCUGCUGAGUUCUGUGGUUUGGAUUUUGACCUGAUCAAGAAAUCAUUUGCAAAAUUAGCAGUGAAUAAAAGGGUGAUGUCAAAGGUUGUGGAGACUGUUGGGAAUGCAACGUUGCCGGCUAGUCCAGCUAGUGUGGAAGCUCUGAGAGUUUAUCUUCUCCUCCCAGAGCUCAUCAGAGUCUGCCAGAGACCACACAGAGCUAAACUUCUUGAAGUGCUCGCCUCCAAUAUCGUUCAGCUGAAUUCUGAUGCUCUUAAAGUGUUAGAAACGUACUGGUCCAAACUCCCUGACGAUUGUCUCAAAGGCCUGGUGAAGUUAUUUCGCAAAGAAACUUCAAAGUCAAUUGGCAGGAUUGCGGUUGACGAAAUAAACUUGAACGCACCGAAACGUUUGGAGCAACUUGCCCAGGUCCUGCAGAUGGUCUAUAAGGUCUGCUGCAAUGCCCACAACAAAAUCACAAAAAGUCAUUUCAUCAUCAAUGAGAUUAAUGAUCUACUUGAUACGCUUCAAUCCAUCACUGAAAAUUUAAACAACAAAUGGAGGUUGCAUAACUCGAACGGAAUCCUUCCAGCAUUGAAGGACUACUAUGAUCAAACGUUAAAGAAGCUAAAUUUGUUUCCAUGCAUCUUUAGCCUGGAAGCCAAAUGCAGGGUUAUGAAAAACACAUCACAUUUGAGUUUUUAUGAGCUGGUGUUAAGACGCACAGCACUUCUUGACGAUUGCUUCAGGGAGUUGAAAGAAGCCACUGAUCAAGAUCUCAAAGGAUUGCUGGUGGUCCUUUAUGCUGAUGAUGUUACAGAAAGAUCUGAUGUCAACAAGAGGGAUUUUUUCGUCGACGCGAUGAAGGAGUUGCGUAAACCGGACUCUCAGUUCUUCAUGUACAAUGACAACAAAAUGAUCUGGUUCCCAACACAGCCAAGCGUGGAGAAGGAGAAGUACUUACUGCUUGGGAUUUUGUGUGGUUUGGCCGUCAACAACAGUUGUGUUGUGCACCUGCCCUUUCCUUUAGCCUUAUUCAAAAAACUUCUCAACGUCAAACCAACUCUUCAAGACCUGAAGGAGUUUGACCCAGUUCUUGGCCAAAGUUUGGAGGAUGUUCUCAAGUACAGCUAUGAUGAUUUUGAAAAAACGAAAAGGACGCUCACGGUCACAUGGGAUGGAAGAGAGGUGGAAUUGGAUCCUACUAAUCCAGGAAACAUUUUUACAAAUUCUAACAAAACAGAAUUUGUGGAAAAUUGUGUGGAUUACGCCUUGAAUAAAUCUGUGGAGGACGUGUUUGAAGAAUUCAAGACAGGCUUUUUCAAAGGAUGUGACAGAGACUUGGUGGUGAUGUUUGAACCCGAGGAGCUGAGAGGGUUGCUGUUGGGCAAUGAAGACUAUGACUGGGACAUACUCAAACAGAACACAACAUAUGAAGGAUUGCUUUCUGCCGAGCAUUUGACCGUCAUCUCAUUCUGGAAGGUGUUUGAAGAACUUACAUCUAACCAAAAGAAGACUUUCCUAUUGUUCUUGACGGGUUUCGAGCGAGUUCCCAUUCUGGGUAUGAGUCAGGUGAAGAUGAGAGUGAGGAACCUGUUUAACUCAACUGAGGAACAUCUACCACAGGCCCUGACGUGUCAUUCCCUGUUAGAACUUCCUAUUCAUCAAGGCAGAGCGAAACUUAAGGAGAAACUCAUCGAAGCCCUCAACCACUGCAGGAGGGGUUUCUGGGAGGAAUGAGUUGUUGUGAUUUUAAAGUGAUAGUGAACUCCCAAAAAUAAAAAUUCUGUCAUUAUUUACUUACCCUUUCGUAAAUUCAAACCGAGUUUUUUUUCCGCAGAACACAAAAGAAGAUAUUUUGAAAAAUGUUGUUAACUGGACCCCAUUCACUUUUAUUUAUUUUGUGUCCAUACAAUAGAUAUGAAUUAGGUCCAGUGCUAUUCGUAUACCAACUUUCUUCAAAAAUCUUCGUUUGGUCGUCUGCGGAAGAAAGAAAGUCAUAAAGGUUUGAAAUGACAAGAGGGAGAGUAAAUGUAAUAAAUUAAUACUUUUGGGUGAACUAUCCCUUUAACUUUGGUGCUUCACAUAUUGUCACUUAAAACUUGCCAUGUGUUUAAUGUUAUUGCUUUGAAUAAUCAAAAAAACAGUUUUUACAAGGUAAAUAUUUUCAAGGUAAAAAUAUUUUUUUGUAAAACGUUUACACAUUUAUUUCAGGUGAUAACCUUUGGCACUUUGACAUCAAAUGGGACAAAUUAUGUUAUGUGCUAAUUUAAAAGUUGUAUUGAGUUGUCUUGUUAAGAUAUUUAUAUUUUAAACAAACUGCAGACUUAGAUUUUACAAGCUGCUACUGAUUUCUGAUACUUAAAAAAAAUUAAACAAUGAAAAGAAAUCAAACCUCAUUCAAAUUAGUCUACUGCUUAAACCAAGGUAACCACGUUUAUAUUAUUACAAUGUUUAAAACCCAGCUUUUAAUUCACCCAGUGUGACUUUAAUAAAAGCGAUGGGUCAGUUUUCAUGGGCGUGUUGAUAAAGAAACAAAACAUCACUGUAAAAAGUCAAUUUAUUUGAAAAUAUCCUUACAUGUCUUCAAAACUUUAUUUUGUUGCUUCUUGU
Triplophysa dalaica is the source of this 7158-nucleotide messenger RNA. RefSeq lists its product as uncharacterized. Gene Ontology annotation, biological process: protein ubiquitination; ubiquitin-dependent protein catabolic process. Bases 268 to 6285 code for a protein of 2005 amino acids. The record is from RefSeq and is a predicted model, not a curated record. NCBI's taxonomy places the organism in Eukaryota, Metazoa, Chordata, Actinopteri, Cypriniformes, Nemacheilidae. The transcript has 48 exons. Gene Ontology annotation, molecular function: ubiquitin protein ligase activity.